GUUUUAUUUUGCAAGCUUUCACUCUGCGAUGGGAGGCGGCAGCGCCCCGACGCUCCCUUCCCAUCGCACGCCCCGCUGCCGCCGGCAGAACGGAACGCGCUGCGCGGGGCCGCGUUGCUCGGGGAAGGCACUGCGCGGACGCACCGGGUGCCGGGGCCGGGCCGGCCGCCAUGGCGGUGGACAUCACGCUGCUCUUCAAAGCCAGCGUGAAGACGGUGAAGACCCGUAACAAGGCGUUGGGAGUGGCGGCCGGUGACAGCGCCCGGGAUGAGCUGCUCAAGCGCAGCGCUGCCCGCUCCAGGAGCGACUUCACCGGGCGGGCACGGGAGGUGAUUUCCAAUAUUGGGAAGCUGAAAGAUUUUCUUCUUCAACACAGAAAGGAUUACAUUAAUGCAUACAGCCAUAUUAUGUCUGAUUAUGGGAGGAUGACAGAUACCGAGCGUGAUCAGAUAGAUCAAGAUGCUCAGAUAUUUAUGAGGACGUGUGCAGAUGCCAUUCAUCAGCUGAGAACAGAAGCACACAAGGACAUCCAGUCUGCUCAGGUGAAGGAGCACAGAACAGCUGUCUUAGACUUCAUUGAAGACUACUUAAAAAGAGUGUGUAAGCUGUAUUCAGAACAAAGAGCCAUCCGAGUUAAGCGAGUGAUAGAUAAGAAGAGACUGUCCAAACUUGAACCUGAGCAGAGCAAUGUGUCCAAAUCAGCUCUUUCUCCUGAAAAAUGUUCACAGAAUUCUUUAGAUGAGUCUGAAGAAAAACUUUCUGCAGAGGAAAAUAAAGACAGGAAUCUGCCCGACGCUCAGUCUAACCUUGGCCUAUGGGGGGAUGGUAAAGGUGAAGAUGAGCUGUCACCUGAAGAAAUACAAAUGUUUGAACAGGAGAACCAGAGGCUGGUUGGUGAAAUGAAUAACCUGUUUGAUGAAGUCAGGCAAAUUGAAGGAAAAGUGGUAGAAAUUUCCAGAUUACAAGAGAUAUUCACUGAGAAAGUCUUGCAACAGGAAACUGAUAUUGACAAUAUCCAUCAGUUAGUUGUGGGUGCAACAGAGAAUAUCAAGGAAGGCAAUGAAGACAUAAGAGAGGCAAUCAAAAACAACGCUGGAUUUAGAGUAUGGAUUCUUUUUUUCCUGGUGAUGUGUUCAUUCUCCUUGCUUUUCCUGGACUGGUAUGAUAAUUAAUUAAAAAUACCAUGUUGUCUACAUGCUUGGUAAAAUCUCACGGCUCUUUUUUUCUUCUGUUGAAUGGAGUUCAUGGUAUACCUGUAUACUUUAUGCAUUUUUUUCAUACUGCUAUGAUGGAAAUAUUUUCUAACAGCUAAGCACAACCAUAUGUCCCUUAAGGCAGAGAGAGGGUAGCAUUCAUUUUAAAUCCCUUUAUCAGAUCUGAAACCACACUUAAUCCUGCACACUUAAACCUCUGAAAGAACUCCUAAGAAAGCUGCAAGCUGGAGCACAGCUAAAGGGAAAAUUAAAAAAAAAAGAAAAAGUUUUACCAUUGUCAAAGUCUCCCACUUCUCUGAUGCUUUAGUCCAGCUCCCAGCGCACAGAA
Messenger RNA from Phasianus colchicus (ring-necked pheasant), 1542 nucleotides. RefSeq names its product syntaxin 18 (gene STX18). Gene Ontology annotation, cellular component: membrane; SNARE complex; endoplasmic reticulum. Gene Ontology annotation, biological process: intracellular protein transport; retrograde vesicle-mediated transport, Golgi to endoplasmic reticulum. The record is from RefSeq and is a predicted model, not a curated record. Gene Ontology annotation, molecular function: SNAP receptor activity. NCBI's taxonomy places the organism in Eukaryota, Metazoa, Chordata, Aves, Galliformes, Phasianidae.